Messenger RNA from Triticum aestivum (bread wheat), 7482 nucleotides. RefSeq lists its product as uncharacterized. The coding region runs from base 1720 to 6945 and encodes 1741 amino acids. NCBI's taxonomy places the organism in Eukaryota, Viridiplantae, Streptophyta, Magnoliopsida, Poales, Poaceae. The record is from RefSeq and is a predicted model, not a curated record. The transcript is spliced from 2 exons. Gene Ontology annotation, biological process: defense response to other organism.
UAUUAUUAUAUGCUUAUAUUUAGUGAAAAUAGUUAAUAAAUUGCUAAUAUACUUAUAGUUUCCAAUUUUUGUGAUGAUAGGAGAAUAUACAUUGAGUUAUUAUUUCUCUCAAACGAGCACCCAAGUGCUCCUCAUUGUAUUAGAAGAAGCACCAAGAUGGCGCAAGUCUCACAACCUAAAAAAAACAAAACAUAAAACGUUAGGAAGCCAAAGGCAAACUAAAAACAAGAAACAGAGUACAAAAGGCAAAUAAAUGUACUGUACACUACCCUGGAACCUUGCAACUCUUAAGGAAUUGUCAGAAUGCAUAUGUCUGUCUGUAAAGCUCAUAUAAUACAGAUGUUGUUGGAAGACAUAUAAGUUUACUUCCGGUGAUUUUACACUAAGUUCAUUUGCCCCAAAAUUAAAUCUUGACAAACAUAACAUCGUUGGUGUGUGUUUUAAUCUACUGAGUGUUGAGAUGAGCCAAGACCCGUUAAUGAUAUUGACCUUGCUUUGCAUGAUGGGAGGUGGCAGCAGGCCUUAGGAGUUAGGAGCUAUAAUGUCAUGGAAACUUGAACUGUACCGUCCUUUCUGUAUGGCGUAAACUUCCUAAUAAUCUUGGCAAUUUAAGAUCACAGUUUAGUUUUCUGCUCUAAAAAUGUUGGAAGUCCACUAUGUUUUGCUGAUUUGGGUCACAAAAUUGAACUUCAAGGAUUUUUGAACUGCAAAUAACCCGACCGCUAACUGAAACGGGUGCCAAGUGCCUGUUGCAGAGCAGUUCAUGUUGACGUCUGGUGUAGCAAAGCCUAGCCAUGCCUACUGUGUUUCCUUAUGAACAGUAAAUAAUAAACAUGAUUUAUGGGGUGCCUAGCUUAUGAGCUAUAUAAAUCUUUGUUCUGCACUACAUGUGGAGCUGUAAAUGGGCUGAAUAUUCUUUUAUCAUAUUACCUAUAGAGUGUUCUACUUGCACUGUCUGCAGGGUUCAUCCCGCAAAUUCAUUUUGCCCACACACCUCAUCCAUAACAACUUCAUAACCACAGGCUUUGUCCGUUGAUACCAGAAGCGAAAGCACCAGCAAUCAAAGUCAUUCCCAAUCAACAGCACAUCUCCCAUAGAUGGUAGAACAGACGUGCAAAGCAAAAGAAGAUACCUGAAGUAAAGGGUCUGGACAUGGUUCUGAACUUAAGAAACACUCAAACAAUACAUUCCUCAAUGGAAUUCUACCAUCCUUGCCAGCUCAAGAAAAUGAAAGAGAAGACUAGCUAGGCUUACGUUUCCCAUCCCACGUUAUGCUUUUGUCACGUCAUCUCGCUCACCGAGAUUUUCCGGCCCUUUUUGUCAGACAGCGCGGAUUAGAUCAUUAGAUGCCAGAGCAGACAUGCAAAGCAAAAGAGGAUGAUAAUUGAUACAUGAAGUAAAGGGUUCGGACAUGGUCCUAAAAUAAAGGAACACUCAAAGAGUACAUUCCUGAUUGGAAUCAUUCCAUGCUUGCCAGCUCAAGCAAAUGAAGGAGUAGAAGACAAACUAGCUAGGCAAUGCUGUAUAGGUUCUUUUUUCUUUUUGAGAAGAGGCCAGAAAAAGUUUAGAUGCAUGCUUGAUAACCAUAAUGCAUUGUCAUGUGUCCUCUUUGGCUAUGCUCCUAGCUCCUCCAUUCUCUCGGUUGACCCUUUACUUCAUGCACAAGCACAGCCAAUAAUACAAUAAUAGCUUGCUGGACACACACCGGCAGCAGCUGCGAUGGCUGAGCUCGCGUCUGGCGCCGUGAGCUCGCUGCUGGGCCUCCUCCGAAACGAGGCGCUGCUGCUGAGCCGCGUCGGGAGCGACUCGGAGUUCAUCAAGGAGGAGAUGGAGAGCAUGCACAGCUUCCUGGAGCACCUGUCCAGGACAGUGCCUCCUGCCGGGGGCGGUGGGCACGACGAGCAGGUGCGCACAUGGAUGAAGCAGGUCCGGGACCUGGCCCAUGACUGCAGCAACUGCAUCGACCUCUACCUCCGGCGCGGUGAUCCGGCGGUCUACCGUGCCAGGGCCGGCCGCUGGCGCUACCUCUGGUGGGCUUCCUGGUUGGUGCAGAGGAUGGUCGCCCAGCACAACGCGGCCAUUCGGCUGCGUGAGCUCAAGGAGCGGGCACGUGACGUAGGCAACCGUCGGUUGCGGUAUGGCGUGGAGAUCCCGCGGAAGGAGGCGGCGGCAUCUUUGCCACCGUCGUCGUCUCAAGCUGCUGCCACAGAAUACAAGGAGGAGGACGACUAUCAGAUUCAAGUGGCCGACGGUUCUGAUCCCCAUCAAAGGGCUCUAGAACCUCGCCUUGUAGAGGAGUACUGUGCCGAGAAGCUAGCCAACUGGCAGGAAUUGCAAGCCAAAACCAACAACUGUAUAUCCAUGGCAUCCAUCACCAUUGUUGCGCCAGAUGAUACAAAGGGUGCUGGUACCGUCGCACAUGACUCUUUGAGGUUUGCCGCCAACAACUUUGAGCGCACGAUCUGGGUCAAUCUCUCGGCAUUGCACUUCCCAUGGGAUCUUCCUCUGUUACCCAGGGAGAUCCUCUCCUACAUCCUGCAUGAAUGUGGGCAGCAGGAAGUCACAGGCGGACAAAGCGAGGUUAAUAAUCCUCGGGAAGGUUACAAUUACAAAGCAGGACUCGAGUUCGAAAUGUGGAAGAUGGUUAAUAAUGGAGAAAUCCGCGACAAGAUUGAUCAAAUCAGGAACAAGGUUCGAGAAGUUGGCAAGGGGGAGAUUGGAGGAGUGGAUAGAGGGAAGGUUGAAGAAAACAAGUGCUUAGGCAUAUUCCACCAUGCGCUGCGGCUCGUGCUGAACACGCCGGUUCAGCCACUAUCCUCAGAGGGGACUAUAGAGGAAACUGCUUCAUUGCUGAAAGAUCAUAUGGAAACAGGCGAGUCCAAGACCCAGAUUCAUCUCGAUAAUAGCCAAUAUGAAGAUAUCCUGCGCAAGGUGUUCCCGACAAACAAGCCCCUGCAGUCCCAGCAGACCCAGGAAGCCACCACCAGUAGUGCUACUACACUGAGCGAGGCUCACAUCAAAGAAAUCAUCCACAACCACAAGAUUACUCUAGACAUCAUAUUGGGGCUGCUUCCCAAGCCACAGCUACUGGAAGGCACCUCUACCAAGGAACAAGCCAUUGAUGCUGCUGCUUCUGUCUCCAAGGAGAUAUCAGGGGAGGCGACCGGUUCUGCUGCUGCUGCUGCUGUUAUCAAAGAAACCAAGGAGAAAACGAAGGAGGUAUCAGAGGAGGUGACCAGUGCCAUUGCUUCUGCUGUCAUCGAAGAAACCAAGGAGAAAACGGAGGCAUCAGGGGAGGUGAGCAGGGAUAUUGCUGCGGCUGUUGUCAAUCAAACCAAGGAGAAACUCAAGGAGCUAUCAGCGGAGGUGACCAGUGCUAUCGCUGCUGCUGUUAUCAAGGAAACCAAGGAGAAAAUGAAGGAGAUGGACAUUACCGGUGCUAUUGCUGCUGCUGUCAUCGAAGAAGCAAAGGAAAAGAUGAAGGGAAUAGUAUCAGGAGAGGUUGAGGCGACCAGGAUAGUGGAUAAGAUUAAGCCGCGUCUGGAAAAUAAGAAGACCCUGAUUAUCCUCCAAGAUGACAAAGACUAUGUUUCAGCCGAUUUUCGGUGGGAGGAGACCAGAAAUGCUUUGAAUUUGUUAGGCUGUGCACCUGGCAGCGCAGUGAUUGUGUCCACAAAGAAUAGUCAAAAGGCCAAAGAUUUUUGCUAUCCACCAGGAGAGCCAAUAACCUGUUCUCUAGUUGGACUCUACCAUGAUACCGUGCUCCAGCUUAUAAAGCCACGGAUGAAUAAUGGAAAUGAUGGCGACAUCGCAGGAAUUCUACGUGAAAUCUUGGCCAAGUGCCAUCCACAUGAGUUCUGCAUGAAGAUCUUCGCAUACGCUCUUUACGCUAAUCCCAACAGGAGCUAUGAAGAACUGUGCAAGUUAAAUGAAGAUCUGGUUCCUGCCAAGACAUUUGGCACUAGAGCUAAGAAUAUGAUCAAGUUCUCCUACAAAGAUCUGCCUAGAGAACACAAGACUUGCUUGCUGUACCUAGCCAUCUUUCCUCAAGGCCACAACAUCAGGAGAUCAACCUUAAUUGGACGAUGGGUCACGGAGGGGUUGAUAACUAAGCAAGACUGGGCCACUGCAGUGCAGCAUGCGGAGCAAUGUUUUGACACCCUGAUUAAACGAGGGCUUAUAUUGCCUCAUGAUAUUGGUGCUGCAGGAAAGGUCAAGAGCUGCAUGGUAGGUGAUCAAGUGCAUGGGUUUAUCACCGAGGUCGCAGAAAAAGAGCACAUUCUGGAUGCACGCCUUUCUGAUCUUUGGGCUCGCCACUUCUCCAUCUUUAGUGGUCUCCGACUCCGUGCCUCUGAUGGCAUCGAGAAGUUUGUAUACAAGCUCCCCAAAUAUUCACCACAACUGCCGCUCCUGAAGGUGUUAGAUCUAGAAGGCACUCAAUGCUAUGACAAAAAUCACUACCUCAGGGACAUUUGCAACAAGAUAUUACUUCUCAAGUAUCUGAGCCUAAGAGGAACAAAUGUUAGAUAUCUACCCAGUGAAAUAAACAACCUCCAUGAGCUAGAGGUAUUGGAUAUCCGGGAAACUAUGGUGCCUGAGCGUGCAACAAGGAAUAUCCUACUGCUGAAGCUGAGGCGCUUCUUGGCUAGCCGUGUUGAUCCAAAUUCAAGACCCAAUGAUAAGUCGCCACGCUUUCCUGUCCAGAUUCCUUUCAAGAUUGAGAAAAUGGAAAAUUUGGAGGUACUAUCAAGUGUCAGGGCUUCAGGGGAUGGCCGUGAGUUGAAAGAGAUAAGACAUCUAUGGCAGCUAAGGAAGCUCGGUGUGGUUAUUGAAGACAGAAACAAUCACCUCGAGAGGUUGCUUCGAGCCAUCGGUGACCUAAAAUAUUGCCUUCAGUCCCUUUCAAUCACUAUAUCCUACAGCACCAGAACUAAGAGCACUCUCUCCAACAAAGAGAUGUAUGAUCUGUUAAGACAAAGUCCCAAGCAUCUUGAGAGCCUAAGCAUCAAUGGAGUCACACAAAGUGGGCAGCUCCUUGAAGUGCUGGCCAAAGGUAGCGAUGAACUUGCCAAGGUAACUCUGACUGGUACCUUGUUGGAAGAGCGUGAUCUGAUGGUCCUUGCCGUGCUUCCCAAAUUACACUCUGUCAGACUCCGAUCCAAUGCAUACAAUGGGAGAGAGCUCACCUUCAAGAAGGAUGUAUUUCCACAACUCAAAUACUUUCUUGUUGAGGGCUCCAACAAGGCUGUGACUGACAUCAAGUUUGAAGAUGGAGCAACUACUGAGCUCGAGAAGAUUGUUUUGUCCUCCACCAACAUAAGGUUUCUUAGUGGGAUCGACAACCUUCCAAAAUUGAAGGAGCUUGAAUUGGAAGGAAACCAGUCCCUACUUUCAUUUUCUCAAGACAAAGCAUCUCCUGAGCAAAGCGCCGAGAGUGGAUCCGCUGAGCAGAACACAAAGGGCGAAGCUACCCAGCGAAACACUCAGAGUAGGGCUCCUGAACAAAACAGCGAGAGUAGAACUCCUGAGCAAAACACUCGGAGCAGAGCUGCCGAGAGAAUCACCGAAAGCAGAGCACCUGAGCAAAACAACGAGAGUAGAGCUCCUGAGCAGAACACUGGGAGCAGAGCUGGUGAGGAAAUCACCGAAAGUAGAGCAGCUGAGCAAAACAGCGAGAGUAGAGCUCCUGAGCGAAACACUGAGAGCAGAGCUGCCGAGGGAACCACCGAAAGCAGACCACCUGAGCAAAACACCGAAAGCGGAGCAGUUGAGCAAAACAGCGAGAGUGGAACUCCUGAGCAAAACACUCGGAGCAGAGCUGCCGAGAGAAUCACCGAAAGCAGAGCACCUGAGCAAAACAACGAGAGUAGAGCUCCUGAGCAGAACACUGGGAGCAGAGCUGGUGAGGAAAUCACCGAAAGUAGAGCAGCUGAGCAAAACAGCAAGAGUAGAGCUCCUGAGCGAAACACUGAGAGCAGAGCUGCCGAGGGAACCACCGAAAGCAGACCACCUGAGCAAAACACCGAAAGCGGAGCAGUUGAGCAAAACAGCGAGAGUGGAUCUGCUCAGCAGAACACAGAGGGCAGAGCUGCUGAGCAAAACAUUCAGAGUAGAGCUCCUGAACAAAACAACGAGAGUAAAGCUCCUGAGCAAAACACUGGGAGUAGAGCUGCUGAGGGAAUCACUGAGAGUAGAGACCCUGAGCAAAGCAACGAGCGCAAAGCUCCCGAGCAAGACAGUCAGGGUGCAACUCCGAAGAAGAGCACCGAGAUUAGUGCUCUUGAUCAGAACACUGACACCAAUAGUAAGUUCAUCUUCAAGACAGGAAAGUUCCAACAUCUCAAGUAUUUUCGUGUUGAGAGCUCCAAAAUGAUCAACGUCAUCUUUGAAAAUGGAGCAGCUCCUGAGCUCAAGAAGAUUGCCUUGUCCUUGACCGACAAACAACACCAGCUCCGUGGGGUUAGUCACCUUCCAAAACUGAAGGAGAUCGAGUUGAAGGGUGAGAAGUUCCUUUCAUUAUUUGACAAUGCUGAUAAAAUUGACAACGCUGAUAAAAUUGCCAAGGUGACUCUUUGUGAUACUCACCUGAAGAAGGGAGAUGUACAAAUCCUUGCCAAGCAAGAAAACCUGCGCUGCCUAGAGCUCUCAAUCAAGUCUUAUGAUGAUGAGGAAGGCCAUCUAGUCUUCCACAAAGAUGAGUUCCCAAAUCUUGACCUUCUUAUUGUUGAGUGUCCUACCAUCAGCAGGAUCAGCUUCACCGAGGGAUCUGCUCCUAAGAUUGAAAAGAUUGUUUGGUCCUUCAAGGAGAUGAAGUCUCUCUUUGGCAUUGACAACCUUCCGAGACUGAAGGAGAUUGAGUGCAGUGGUGACCAGGUCCCAUAUCAGGUGAGAAGAGACGUUGCAGCGCAUAAAGCCCGACCUGUUCUUACACACAAGCCACAAUAACAAGACCAAGCAAAAGAAACGAGCACAACAAAAAAGGACGAUGAUACAAGGUGCGCACCAAUCUCCCGCUUCUUGAAGAUCAAGAAUAAAAAAUUUGAAAAGAAGGAUGAAGAAUCGGCGCUGGUUGACUGAGAAAAGGUUUGCAAGGAUUUCACUCUCCAUCAUCCGCAUCACUAUCCAUUCAUAUCACUGCUUCCCAGAACUGCAGGCCUGUUUGUCAUGCUAUCCAUGUGCGUGCUUGUCAUGGUAUCUCCUUCAAUCCCUUGUGCUUGUGUGCAUGUAUGUUUUUUAAUUUCCAUCAGAGUUGUGUGCAUGUUUGUGCCUGUUGUGUAUGUGUUCUCCUUCAGUUCAUUCUGAGCGGAGGAACACUUGUAUCAAUGAUGAAAACUGGUGUGAGGAGUAACAGAAACUGUCACAUAAUAGUUGUCAAAUAUUGUCAUUCUGUGACGAGUCAAGCGAUUUCGUCAUUGUGUUCUUGUAAUGGCUGAUGUAAGUAUGCUAUCCAUAUGCGUACCUGACAAGAAUAAUCUAUGAUGA